This is a messenger RNA of Lycium ferocissimum, 1886 nucleotides long. RefSeq names its product bifunctional riboflavin kinase/FMN phosphatase. The record is from RefSeq and is a predicted model, not a curated record. The coding region runs from base 185 to 1345 and encodes 386 amino acids. The transcript is spliced from 11 exons. Gene Ontology annotation, molecular function: riboflavin kinase activity. Gene Ontology annotation, biological process: riboflavin biosynthetic process; FMN biosynthetic process. NCBI's taxonomy places the organism in Eukaryota, Viridiplantae, Streptophyta, Magnoliopsida, Solanales, Solanaceae.
ACUUGCAACCCGGAUAAAGACAUUGAUGACACACUUUGAUUUCUCAGUCUCCAUUCUCUAUAAUCACAAGAAACAAACAAAAGACAUUUCAGUGCUUUAUCUUCUUAUUUCAAUAAUCAAUUGUGAAGUUGGACUUAUAGCCCAUUAUUAGGUCUUUAUUUCUGCGUGAUCGAUAUUGCUCUCCAUGUCUGUUGAACGAACUUUGAAGAAGCUAGUUUCUGGUGUCAUCCUUGAUUUGGAUGGUACACUUCUUAAUACAGAUGGAGUUGUGAGUGAGAUUUUAAAGGCUUUCUUAGUUAAGUAUGGAAAGCAGUGGGAUGGCAGAGAAGCUCCUAAAAUAGUAGGAAAAACCCCAACAGAAGCUGCAGCUGCAGUUGUUGAAGAUUAUGGGCUCCCAUUAUCAACCGAUGAAUUUCUUUCACAAUUUUACCCCAUGCUCUCUGACCAGUGGCACAAUAUCAAAGCUCUUCCAGGGGCCAAUCGAUUGAUUAACCAUUUGAGGGGUCAUGGUGUACCCAUGGCAUUGGCUUCAAAUUCUUCACGAUCUAAUAUAGAGACCAAAAUUUUUCAUCAUCCAGGAUGGAAAGAAUCAUUUUCAGCUAUUGUUGGAGGAGACGAAGUGAAAGCUGGAAAGCCAUCUCCGGAAAUAUUUCUUGAAGCAGCUAAAAGACUCAAGAUGGAUCCAUCCAGCUUUAUUGUGAUUGAAGAUUCAAUACCAGGUGUUACUGCUGGUAAGGCUGCCGGAAUGGCAGUAGUUGCUGUACCAUCUCUUGCAAAGCAGUCUCAUCUUUAUACUUCUGCUGAUGAAGUGAUCAAUUCUCUUCUAGAUUUGCAACUAGAAAAGUGGGGACUCCCUGCAUUUCAAGAUAGGAUAGAAGGUACUCUGCCUUUAGAACCUUGGUGUAUUGGUGGUCCUGUCAUUAAGGGAUUUGGGCGUGGCUCAAAGGUUCUUGGGAUCCCCACAGCUAAUUUAUCCCCAGAAGGAUAUUCAGCCAUUCUUUCAGAACAUCCAGCGGGUGUAUAUUUUGGAUGGGCAGGAUUAUCAGCUCGAGGUAUUUACAAGAUGGUCAUGAGCAUUGGUUGGAAUCCUUACUUCAAUAACACAGAGAAGACAAUUGAACCAUGGUUGCUUCAUGACUUCAAUGAGGACUUCUAUGGUGAGGAAUUGCAUCUAGUUGUUGUGGGCUACAUACGACCGGAGGCCAACUUUUCAUCACUCGAAGCCUUGAUAGCAAAAAUUCAUGAGGACAGGAAGAUUGCAGAAAGAGCUCUCGAACUUCCUCAGUACUUGAAGUACAAGGACGAUCCAUAUCUUAAAAAAAUCUCGUUGCCUCAGGAAAAUUGAUUGUUGAGGCCUUGAAAUUCAUUGUUGCUUCUGAUUGGGAUUGCAUCUGUCCUAUUUCCUCAGAAUUAUAGCAAUGGACUUCCCAUCAAUUGCGUGGAACGCUCUUCACAAAAAAAAAAUAAUUGAAUGUAUAGCUGAAGGAGUAAAAGAACCAAGUAAUGGUUAUAAAGUGGGUUAAGCGUUGCUGGGGGGCUAAUGCCAAUGGUAAAGGUUUUCAAGUUCAGGUGUCCAUAAAGUGUGAGCCCCUUGGCCAAUUUCCAACCCCCUUCCCACCCCCCAACACAUUAUGGACCUAUUUAUGUGAAUUUUCUGCCUUGGACAGAAUUUUUUGUGGUUGUGAUGUUGCAUUUUGAAAUAAUGAAUGGACUUCAGACUGUGGUGUUGAAUUCUUUCUUUUCAGACAGAAAGCUACAGGGUUGGGAAGUAUCAUUUGUCAGUUGAGUAAUGUAACUUGCUUUUGGGCUGUGAAUAAUUUGAAAGCAUGCAAGCUGGUGCACAUUAUAGAUUGCUUCCUUUUAUGCAUCAAUGAUAUUUCGUGUUA